UCUGUUGGUCUUUUCUUGAUCUUCCAGGAGAUCUGUCCUUCUAUAGACGUGACACGAGACUGUGUGAGUGUGUGUGUGUGUGUGCGCGCGCAUGCCUGAGGAAAAACAGCUGAGGGUGUGAGGGAGUGGGUGUGUUGCCUUCCCCAGUCUGAGUAUCUCACUGCCCUGGACAUGAUGGGGCCAAGGCGGAAGUCUACCAAAACGCAGAGCUUGGGAGGGGGACUACACAACCCUGUCAAACCAGAGGAACCCAAGGAUUACAUCAACGAACUCUCCCAUGAGGUCCUCUGCCACAUAUUCCGUUACCUGCCCAUGCAGGACAUUAUGUGUAUGGAGUGUUUGUCUCGUAAACUGCGUGAGGCGGUGACGCUGUACCUGCGCGUGGUGAAGGUGGUGGACCUGUGUGCAGGCCGCUGGUGGGAGUAUAUGCCAUCAGGGUUCACAGACUCCAGCUUUCUCAUGCUGUUAAAGAAGAUGCCGGACUUGGAGCAGCUGUAUGGCCUCCAUCCACGCUACCUGGAGAGAAGGAGAGUCAGGGGCUACGAAGCUUUCAGUAUACCUGGUGUUCUGGAGGCCCUGCAGGCCUGUCCAAACCUGCUGGGGGUGGAGACGUCUCACCUGGAGCUGGUGGAGGCUAUUUGGAACUACAUGCCUCAGGUCCACAUCUUAGGGAAGUUUAGGAACCGGAAUGGGGCUUUUCCCAUUCCUCCAGAGAACAAACUCACUAUUCCCGUCGCAGCUAAAAUCCAGACUCUGCAUCUCGUUGGGGUGAACGUGCCAGAGAUCCCGUGUAUAUCAAUGCUACGGCACCUGUACCUGAAAUGGGUUCGUCUCACCAGGCCGCAGCCCUUCAAAGACUUUCUGUGCGUGAGUCUGCGAACGUUCGUCAUGAGAAACUGCGCCGGCCCCACAAACUCCUUGAAGUAUGUUCCCUUGGUAACGGGACUGGCCUCCGCCCGUAACUUGGAGCAGCUGGAGCUGGUUAGGGUGCCUUUCCUGGGGGGACUUAUUCAGCACGUGGUGGAGGACAGCUGGAGGUCAGGUGAGAAGAGCCCUGUGAAUCUGCCCCAGCACGGAUGAGGGGUGGGGAGGGUGUUAAGGCCGGGGCACUGGCCCGGGGAGGGAUGGCCCGCUGCCUGGAGGAGUGUUUUCGCAGGGGGUUUUCGUAAUUUGCACACGAUCGUAUUUGGUGCCUGUAAAAACGCGCUUGAAGUCGACCUGGGCUAUCUCAUCAUCACCGCUGCACGGAGGUUGCACGAGGUCCGGAUCCAGCCUUCCCUAACCAAAGAUGGAGUAUUCUCCGCGCUGAAGAUGGCGGAACUGGAGUUCCCCCAGUUUGAGACGUUGCACCUCGGAUACGUCGACGAGUUUCUGUUACAGUGUAAGAUGAGCCAUACGGAGCUGGUGAAGUACGGCCUGGCUGACGUGAUCGAGAACCCCGGGAUCAUUACUGACAUCGGGAUGAAGGCGGUGAAUGAAGUCUUCCCCUCCAUAAAAUACCUGGUCAUUUACAACUGCCCACAUCUGCACAAUCCACAUAGCUGGGUCACAGAUCACUCUCGCUGGAGCCGGUUGGUGGACCUGACACUGGUUCGCUGUCACGCCAUUAAACUGGAGUCUUUCAGCCAGUUCAUCGAGAUGCUGCCCAGCCUGGAGUUCAUCUCUCUGGACCAGAUGUUUCGUGAGCCGCCCAAGGGCUGCGCUCGCGUGGGCCUCAGCGCGGGUACUGGAAUAGGGGUGUCCUCCGCUCUGGUCAGCAACCAAAACUCCAACAAUGACAACGACAAUAACAACAACAACAAUCAUCAGAACAACAACAACAACAACAAUGACGCAAACAUCCAGCCACCAAACAACAACAACAACAACGCUCAGGUGGAAAAUGCACCCCAACAACCACCACGCCAGCCCGAAGAGAUGAAUGAAGCGGAGAGGGUGGAGCCAGAGAAUAUGGAGGCGGAGCCAGUGGUUGUAGCUGCCAGUCAGGAGGCGGAGUCCCAGCAUCCCAGUCAGGCCAGUACCCAGGCAGUGGACAUGGAUGAAGAGCAAGCAGGUCCCAGCGGAGUACAGUCGGCAGUGAAGACGCAGCCUGUGGUGAUGUCGGAUUCGGACAGCGAGGAGGAUGAUGGUCCAGUCAGGUCCCAGCUCGGCUACGCUGAUGAAGCAGAGACACGGGAGAAGAAGGAGCCCACACAGGACUGAUUACGUUUGACUGUCGUAACAGGUAAAGGGAAAACGCCCCUGCGUCGGCGAGGGGCCCCGCCCCAGGAGGCGAGCUGCGAGAAGGCGUGUCAGGUGACCAGCGAGCAGAUCAAAGCCGACAUGAAGGCCGCCACCGAGAACCCUGAGCGUGGGACCAGAGACGGCACCGGGGGGGGCGGGGGCUGCACCACGGGGGGGUGCGUCUGCUCCAUCCGAUGGAGGGAAGACUCGGCCAAUCAGGAGGAGCAGGGCGGGGCGGCGGGAGGAGGGGAGGGGACGGUGAGGGCUCGAUGCACCUGCAGCCGAGCUCGCCAAGGCCCAGAGGGCAGGACUCGAGUAGGGCUGAAUCAGCCACCAGGGGGCGAUAGCGGAAGGGUCGUACGACCUGGCUCUGAGGAGACAAGCAGGGAGGAGGGGCGGACAGAAGCCCCGCCCAGGACUCAGGGAUCGUCUGAGAGACACAACGAGAGGGUUCCGGGGUCAGUACCGGAACCGAGUGCGGGAGCGGAACCCGCACACAGGAACUCCAGGGACGGGUUUCCUAGGCGACCGGUGACGCGCGCACGCAGCAGGCUGUCCUCGGUUCCGCUGAUGAGCGAGUCCGAGUUGUCGAAACCCAAACCCCGCCUGGCAGUGAAGAGGAAACGCACAGCAGAUAAAUCCACCAGCACCAGUGACCCCGUGACAGAGGACGAUCACGUUCAGGUGCUGACUUUGAAAUCCAAAAACCUUGUGGGAAUCACACUGACAAACUGCGGCAUUACGGACUUGGUGCUCAAAGACUGCCCCAAAAUGAUGUUCGUCCACGCGACACGCUGCAGGGUAUUGAAGCACCUGAAGGUGGAGAGCGCUCCCAUUGUGAACCGGUUUGACUACGCCCAGUGUAAGAAACUGGACAUGGAGCAGGUUCUGGACCAGAUCCUGCGAAUGCCGCCGGAGAGAAACCGCAUCAUCUACAUGAGGCCCAUGCAGCAGAUUGACUCCCUGGCCCUGGAGAAGAGGCUGUUCAGUGGACCGUACCCUUAUCACAUCGGCAUCAUCCACGAGUUCAGCAACCCCCCCAACGUCAGGAACAAAGUACGCGUGAGGAGCUGGAUGGACACCAUCGCCAACAUCAGCCAAGAACUCAUCAAGUACGAGUUCUUCCCUGAGGCCACACGGACAGAAGAGGAUGUUAAGAAGUAUCCCAACUACCCCUGGGGGCGAGACAUCUACACUUUAGAGGGAGUAGUGGACGGUGCUCCUUACUCCAUGAUCACCGACUUCCCGUGGCUGCGUUCUCUCCGCACCUCCCCACCCAACGGCUACGCCCGUUAUGACUUCGAGGACGACGAGAGCACCACUAUCUACGCCCCGCGGCGUAAGGGCCAGCUGUCCGCCGACAUCUGCAUGGAGACCGUCGGCGAGGAGAUCUCGGAACGCCGGCAGACGCGACGGGGCGUGUUCCAGCGCGUGGUGGUCGUUUUCAUCCACUACUGCGACACGCGCGGCGAGCCCGUGGACGACGAUUACAUUUAACACGCUCGUGCCGACGCCCAGAGAACGGAGAGACGCGUGAGGGAGCUUGGGAGGCCGUGCCCUCUGACCUGUGCCAGGCUCUGAGAGCACUGGAGGUCAUUUGGAGAAGGUCACUGCGGUGGACAGUGACGUUCUGAGUUGCCUUUACCUUUGACACGCAGGCUUGGCGUAACGGAGAGACUACUGAGAGAGAGGGGGUGACAGUGAGGUCCUUAAUGCCUGGCCUGCUGAAAAACGAGAGCUGUCUAAGGGAGCGGCUUGUGCUGGAUUACAGGAGUUGGAUAUUGCAGGUUGGCCUGCCGCGCACUGAUGUGGUACACUUUCUGUUAAA
Chanos chanos (milkfish) is the source of this 4051-nucleotide messenger RNA. It is a transcript of the gene fbxo38, whose product is annotated as F-box protein 38. The record is from RefSeq and is a predicted model, not a curated record. Gene Ontology annotation, biological process: SCF-dependent proteasomal ubiquitin-dependent protein catabolic process; protein K48-linked ubiquitination. Gene Ontology annotation, molecular function: protein binding. The transcript has 20 exons. Gene Ontology annotation, cellular component: cytoplasm; nucleus. Lineage: Eukaryota; Metazoa; Chordata; Actinopteri; Gonorynchiformes; Chanidae.